This is a messenger RNA of Trifolium pratense (red clover), 1330 nucleotides long. RefSeq names its product transcription factor bHLH84-like. The record is from RefSeq and is a predicted model, not a curated record. Gene Ontology annotation, biological process: regulation of transcription by RNA polymerase II. Bases 1 to 966 code for a protein of 321 amino acids. Lineage: Eukaryota; Viridiplantae; Streptophyta; Magnoliopsida; Fabales; Fabaceae. The transcript is spliced from 5 exons. Gene Ontology annotation, cellular component: nucleus. Gene Ontology annotation, molecular function: RNA polymerase II cis-regulatory region sequence-specific DNA binding; protein dimerization activity; DNA-binding transcription factor activity, RNA polymerase II-specific.
AUGGAACCUGCCCAACUGAUUUUUGAAGAAUGGGAUUCUCUUAGUGGACAGUACACAGCUGAGGAAGCUGAUUUCAUGACUCAGUUCCUUUGUGAUAAUACAAAUACCAAUUUUGACAUGCCAUCAUCAUAUUUUCCUUCAAAUGUUUCAAAUGCUAACUUUAUGUGUUUUUCCCAAGGGAGUAGCACUAGCACUGAUAAAACUGCUAAUAUCUUUUCUACCAACACAUGUGAUUUGGCAACAAGCAUUGAUUCAUUGUCUAUGUUUUUUUCCUUGGAAGAUGCCAAAUUUAGUCCACAAUAUUUAGAUGAUAGUUUAAGCAAACAGGUAAAUUAUGAAUGCAUUGAUAAAGGGUCAGUUUUAGAGCUGGUUCAUGCUAAGAACAAUUUGCAGGCUAAGAUGGAGCAUGAUCAUGAAAUGAUGAUGGUUUCUGAACCUCCUUCAGAAGAGGAUAGUAGCCAAAACAUAGAGAACUCUGCAAAAAGAUUUAGGAGCUCAAUAGAGGUCUCAGAAAACAUGAGGAAUGUUAGAAAGUGUCCAAAAUCUGCUUAUACGAACAACAAUGAAAAUGGCAUACAGUGGCACGGGUUCAGCAACUGUUUUUCUAAGGUUGACUCAAAUGCUUAUGUGGAGCUAAAUGGAAGAACAUCUCCAAGUCUAAGCCCAAAAAAACCUGAAGCACCUAAUUUAUGUAAAAAAUCAAGAGCAACAAAUGGUCCUGCCACUGAUGCACAAAGCAUUUAUGCUAGAAGGAGAAGAGAAAGAAUAAAUGAAAGGUUGAGAAUCUUACAAACCCUUGUCCCAAAUGGAACCAAGGUUGAUAUUAGCACAAUGCUUGAGGAAGCUGUCCAAUAUGUGAAGUUUUUGCAACUUCAAAUUAAGGUUCUGAGCUCUGAAGAUAUGUGGAUGUAUGCUCCAAUUGCUUAUAAUGGAAUUAACAUUGGAUUAGAUCUCAGCUUUAAUUAAAAGAAGAUAAUUAUGUGAUCAUGAUAGCAUAGCAAUUAAAGAGGAUGUAAUGUAACAUUUCAUAGCAUAGACUCUUGUUUUAUGAUAUUUAGUUUAAGAGUCGUGCUGCUAACAUGUGUCAUAAAGACAUUAGUGUAAAGUUAUUAGAGACUUGCCGAUUAAUCAAGUCUCAUGGUCCGGUGGUUGUAAGGUCAAUCCUAGAACACUCUAGGAUCUACAAAGCGUUCAAAUUCGAUUUUUGAUGGUGUCGGUCAUGGGUUGAGACAAUGAUUGGUCUUUGUUUGAAAGCUUAAUCAAACAAGCCUCAUUUUAAUUUUGAGCAGCCAAGAAGAGUUAAUUCUAAUACUUGAGUCCUUCAUCUGCA